AUGGCUCUUACCUACAAUAAUCUUACUGGAGAAAUACCAGCGGAACUAGGAAAUCAUAAGACACUAGAGGUGCUGACAUUAUCUGACAAUGAGUUAACUGGUUCCAUUCCAGCAAGCAUUUUCAACAUGUCAGCAUUGCAGGUCCUAGGACUUGAAGGAAACAGGCUUUCAGUGGAGAGUUGUAAACUGAAGGGGAUACUUCCUGAAGAAAUUGGUAAUCUUACUGGAGUGACAAAGAUGAGUCUAUUAAAACAUGAGUUGACUGGAUAUAUUCCAAAUACUGUCCAAGGCAUGCUGAACCUUCAAGAAAUUUACCUAGAUAACAACAAGUUAAAAGGAACCAUUGCAGAGGUUAUCUGCAAUUUAAAGAAUCUCGGAGCAUUAGACUUGUCAGAGAAUUGGUUUUCUGGAUCAAUGCCACCAUGCUUAAGGAAUGUAACCAGUUUGAGGAAACUUGCUAAAUUGGAGCUUACCUGCAAGCUUAGGGAGCCUUCAAGAUCUCAUACAAUUUAA
Messenger RNA from Lycium barbarum (goji berry), 513 nucleotides. Its product is annotated as receptor kinase-like protein Xa21. Gene Ontology annotation, molecular function: protein binding. Lineage: Eukaryota; Viridiplantae; Streptophyta; Magnoliopsida; Solanales; Solanaceae. The coding region runs from base 1 to 513 and encodes 170 amino acids. The transcript is spliced from 3 exons. Gene Ontology annotation, cellular component: plasma membrane. Gene Ontology annotation, biological process: hormone-mediated signaling pathway. The record is from RefSeq and is a predicted model, not a curated record.